This is a messenger RNA of Kazachstania africana CBS 2517, 552 nucleotides long. It is a transcript of the gene AIM41, whose product is annotated as Aim41p. NCBI's taxonomy places the organism in Eukaryota, Fungi, Ascomycota, Saccharomycetes, Saccharomycetales, Saccharomycetaceae. The record is from RefSeq and is a predicted model, not a curated record. Gene Ontology annotation, molecular function: carbon-nitrogen ligase activity, with glutamine as amido-N-donor. The coding region runs from base 1 to 552 and encodes 183 amino acids. The transcript has a single exon. Gene Ontology annotation, cellular component: mitochondrion.
AUGUUGAAGAAGCUACCCAGGGCAGUGUUACAAACAUCCAGGUUCAUCAGGUGGAGUUCUUCUGAGGCCUAUGCAAAUGCCGUUACUUCAUUGAAGAGGGAUUUAAAACAGGCCUUAAUUGAAAAAGAUAUCAUCAGGAAAAAUACUAUACGUGGCAUUCUAUCAGAAGUGAAGAAUAAAGAAAUUGAGGAUAAAGAUGGACACAUGAACGAAUUCACAUUGUUUGAUGUUUAUUCCAAGGUAAUAGCUCAGAGAAAAGAUUCCAUUAGGAAUUUUCUCGAUAAUGGAAGAAAAGAUUUAGCUGAUAAGGAAACAAAAGAGAUUGCGAUUAUUGAUGGUUAUAAGCAAAGCCUAACAGUGGCUUCUGAAGAAGAUGUCAACGCCAAAGUUUUGGAUCUUUUGCAGCAUUGGAAACAAGAAACACCUGAUAUAUUGAUGAAAGAUGUGUUCCGAAAAGUUGAUUGGAAGACAAUCUCAACAGAAUGGAGAGCUUCCCAAAGUUUGAUUAAGAAAUCCAUUGUUUCACAGUUCAACGAUGUUUUCAAGAAAUAA